CCUGUCUGAUUUGGUAAAGCUGCCAUAUGCUGGAGGACGCACAGGGGGGAACAUUUAGCAGCAACUAGAUUAAAAAUACUUGGCGGAGGUUGAUUUAAGGAAUUUAAGCCCUGACCCUUUUUCGUCAGGAACGAGCGCCGUUACGUCGGAAGAGCAGCACGAGCCGGUAUCGCAGCGACUUUUAUUAGACAGAAACCACCAAUAUUAAUCUGCUCGAUAUAGAUAAUAAUAACGCGAGAGUUUGCAAGUUGCCUCAAGACUGUAGUUGCAACUGUCAAAGGUGGAGUGGAUACGCGCAUGACCCAACACACAUUACUGUAAUACUGUACACGGCCGCCGAGAUAAUAUCCGUAUAAAAAAACGAAAUAAUCCCGAGGUAAGGAGCCGAGGAGUGUACCAAAACCGACCGGGGUUUGGCGUUUCUGCUCGUUUUCCUUCGCUUCGUUUCCUUUUACUCUAACCAAGUGUUUCGCCGCCGUCGAAAUUACUGCACUAAAUAUAUUUUUGUGCCUCCCUUUAGCUCCAGCCAGCGCAAGGAUUUUUUUUUUUACUCCUCCUUCGUAAUAAAGUCGCCAUUUUGCUUCACUGCCUAUAUAAACCAUCCCGUAUUCUAAUAUUUUUCCUUCAAGGAGUCGAGGAGCUACCUAUCUUCCCUGGCUAUUUCUCAUAUUUCUGGAGUGUUUAACGAGAAGACAGAGGUUGAAGAAGUGCCUCGUGGUAUGCUAUACAUAUUAAUGCAGGAAAGGAGGGGGGCAAGGCAAUUGGAAACUGGGAAUAAGGUGAAAGUAUCCAGGAUUUCUUUUCAUGUGCAGACGAAAAUUGUAAUUUCUCUUCUCCUGCCCUGCUCUUUUUUUCUCUUGCACCUCGUCGUCGUCCGCAGAGUAGGGGGGGACAGGACGACGGUGACGACUGUCCACUUCCUUUCAGGCCCCCCAACCCCUGUCUGACCGGUCCUUGACGCACAGCAGGUGUGAUUGCCAUGUAACAGAACAUUGGUGGAAAAACGCCCACUUUAGGUGCCUGUCUCCUGACCCCCUCCUCCCUCACGUGGGUGACCCGGGGCCACCCGGCCCCUAGUGCUGGGUGACUGCCCGACAGUUCAGGCAUGGAGAGCCCAAGUGGCCCCAGGCUUGGGAAGCUGUCCUCAUCAGGGCUGCCAAGGGGCCGGACCCCCAAGCAUGGACAUCCCCAGGAGCCUGUCAGAACCACGCCAGGCCCUGAAAACAACAACAAACACAGUCCGGUGUGUGAUGAGCCAGCAGAGGGGAAGAGGAAAGGUCGCCCUAAAGCAGAAGUGCAGGAACUGAGAAGCAUCCCUGCCCAUAUGAUAGUACAAUGGAAGGAAGAGUUUAAGCGCCGCUCCAGGGUUAAGUGUCCGUGUUCAGGCUGCUGGUUAGAGUUUCCCAGCAUCUAUGGCGUCAAGUACCACUAUCAACGCUGCCAGGGGGCCACCGUAGCCGAGAAGCUGAGUCAUGGCUGUCCCUACUGUGAGGCAGUGUUUGCCACAAAGGUUCGCCUGCAGAAGCACAAGCUGUGGAACCACCCAGACAGGGUUAGCAUGGAGCCCAAGGACGAGCAGCCUAAGCUUCAAAAGACCCCUGUCAAGUCCAACACCAAGAAAAGGCCCAUGGAGAACAGUCCCCCCUCUCCGAUGUUCUUCAAAGUGAAAAAGACCCACGAAGUGUCCACGCCCUCUCAGAACGGGGAGCUGGCCCACCAGAAGAGCGAGAGGAAACAGCACAGCCACAGCCAGCCUUCACAGCAGAUUCACCAGUCCCAGCCAGUCCAGCCUCAGUCCCAGCAGUCCCACAGCACGUCGUCUGAUGCAGGGGGCAGUGAAAGUGAAGGAGGCAGCCUUCCGCCGUCUUUCCCUGACGAAGACCCAGAGCGAAUGAGGCACAGACGGAAGCAGAAAACGCCCAAGAAAUUCACUGGAGAGCAGCCUUCUAUAUCUGGAACAUUCGGAUUGAAAGGUAUGACUAAGGUGGAGGAGAAGCUGAAGGCGGGCCGUGCAAAGAGAUCAGAGGGGAGUGGGUUCAAUGAGGAGCCCCAGAGAAGACCUACUUCAAGUCAGUCCUCCAAGAAAGAUCCAGCUACAACCAGCUCUGGUGCUGACACCCAGUGGCAGCGAGCAAUCCACGAGCGAGGUGAAGUGGUGUGCCCCACCUGCUCCAUCGUCACCAGGAAAACAAUCCACGGCCUCAAGAAACACAUGGAGAUUUGCCAGAAGCUCCAGGAUGCCCUGAAGUGCCAGCAGUGCCACAAACAGUUCAGGUCCAAGGCCGGCCUCAACUACCACACCAUGGCUGAACACAGCACCAAGCCCUCGGGGAGCGAAGGCCAGACGGGCGACAAGCACGAGGAGAGAGAAAGGCUGCGCCGAGUGCUCAAACAGAUGGGACGAAUCAAGUGUCCUAGUGAGCACUGUGGAAAAACCUACCGCUCCAAGGCUGGCAGAGACUACCAUGCACGCACCGAACACUCCCCGACUAUCACCACCACCACGACAGCCACCACCAACAACAACAACAAGGACAUUAUCACUGACACCAACAACAACACUGGCAAAGAGAGGGUGGUCUCUGAGGAGUCUCCGUCAGUAGGCAAGAAGGAGCAAAGCCAGUCGGAGAAGAAGGAUUGGCAGGAGAAAGCACCAUCCGGCCAGCCUAAGGAGAAGGAGAGAGAAGCCAGGGACAAGGACAGGGAAAAGGAAAAGGAGAGGGAGCGAGUAAAGGAAAAAGCAGCACAGAAUGUGAGCCAGGGGGACGACUUUGAACGCACCCCCAGUGGCAGAGUGAGGCGCCGGUCAGCUCAGGUGGCAGUGUUCCACCUGCAGGAGAUAGCAGAGGACGAGCUGGCCAAAGACUGGGGCACCAAGCGCCGCAUCAAGGAUGACCUGGUGCCCGACAGCAAGAGGUUAAACUACACCCGUCCCGGCCUCCCGAACUUCAGCCCAGAGCUAUUAGAGACCUGGAAAAACCAAGUCAAGGAGAAGGGCUUCAUCUGCUGUACCAAUGAAAACUGUGAAGCUGUCUAUUCCAGUGUAUCAGGACUAAAAGCUCACCUCGCCAACUGCAGCCAGGGCGGUGGAGAACUGGGAAAGUACACUUGUCUGAUCUGUCAGAAGGAAUUUAGCUCAGAGAGUGGUGUGAAGUACCACAUCAGCAAGACACACUCACAGAACUGGUUUCGGGCAGCAGCCAGCCAAGUGGUCUCCAGCAGCAAGAGUAAAGCACCGGAGAACAAUGGGAUCAAAGCCGAGGUGAGGAACGGCGCCACCACUGGUAAGAAGAGGGGCCGCAAGCCCAAAGAGCGCCCCCCUGUGGUUGCGCCUCUCCAAACAAAAACUGAAGCACCAACCACUACUCAAAACUCAACCCCUGCCGUGACCCCUUCACAGUCCCCCACCCUGAUCCCCGACCCAACGGACAGUGCUAAUUCAGGCCAAAACAGACAGCCCAUCCCCUCCGCCGCCAGACGAAGCAAACCCAAGAGGCUGUCAUUGUCAGAGUAGCUCUGCUUUUGUCGACCCAGGAGCCAGAGAGGAUGCUUACUGUAAGUGUUGUGCCAGGAAGCUAAAAGACCUUUCUAACUUCACAAGGACUUGGCACUGAGAAGAAAGUUAAACCAACCCUUAAAAAGUAAAACAUUUAGUACAGACUUUUUGAAAUCCCACAGUUAAUGUGUCUGCUGUUAUAAAUGAUCCUCGUGUAACAGUAGUGUUUUAUUUCUCCAUUCCACUUUUGUCUCCUUUUUAAGGCACACAUUUCAGUUUCUGUACUCACAGCAGGGGCGUCAGUAGUAAUCAAAGAUGAAAUCCUGACUUCCACGUGGAUAGCGUUUUCUAAACAGAGGUAGUAUUCCAAACAGAGGCAGAGUAAUUCUCUCUACAAUAUUCAUGUUGUGUUCGAGAGGUUUUAAAAAGGAUAUUCUAUUAGCAUGGUGAAGUCAUUUAAUGAUAGCUAGUGUUUUCACAUUUUUUUCCACAGAUAUACUGUACUGUGUACAUAAACAAUAUCUAUAUCUAUAUAUCUAUAUACUCAAAGCAAUGAUGCCAUCUGUCAUUUUAAAGCCUGACACGUCCAAUUGGAUCAUGAGCAGUCAGAAUUUUUUGCAGUGUGUGCUGUAGUGCAAUGUUGUUUUGACUUAAUUUCUGUUUUUUCUUUUUUUUGUUUUUUUUACUUUUCAUGUUUCAAGUAAGCAAAUGUCAUAUAAGCUAAAAUGUUGGUCAGUCGUUAAUCAUAUUCCACUCUGUUUUUCCGACAGCUAUGUGGCUAUCACUUCAGUGACAUUUGUUUUUGUUUUAUCUGCAUCACAUGACGGUGAACGGUAUCUGCUUCGACGACCAUAAUUAAGUGUCAAAAGAUGCUUUCCACAAUUCUUUUACACUGAAGUUAAUGAGCAGAAUACCCCAAAAUAGUGAUUGUUUGAGAUUUCCAUCUGUAAGGUAUAAGUUAAUACUUAAAAUGGCAUUGUUUAAUUGAUUUUAAACAAAAAAAAAACUUGAAGCAUUCUGUCUAAAAUAGGACUGGCAAAGCUAAAUGUUGGACAGAGGGAUGAAUCUUGUGUGAAGCUUGUUGCACCAUUGCAGCACAAUCAAAUGAUGUGACACCAUUUUAAAGGAGGCCAUGUUUUGGCCACUGCUUUAGCUUGAAUCAAAGAGCUGAGGAGAGAAUAAGAAAUAUCUUUUAUAGAGAGGUUGAGGGAAAUAAUCUUUUAUUAAACAGAAAAAUUGCAAAUGAAGAUUCACUUAUAAUGAUGUAUAUGAAUUAAUUCCUGGAUGCUCAAAGUUAUCGCCUUGCACUUUAACCCUUAACCCCUCUCACUCCCCUCUUGUAUUUUUGCACUCCAGGAGUAUUCAACCUAACCUAGUGGCUGUCAAGGCACAGGAGCGGAAAUAUUUUACUCUGAUGAAAAAAUUAAACUAGAGAAAAGCUAAAUUUGUCUUUACAUGGAUACCGAGCAGCAUGGUUAACUCUUUAUAGAUAGUAUCUGUAAUCCAACACGACCGUGUAAUUAUGACUCGUCACACAAAGCCAUAACUGGUCUUGUUGAAUUUUAAGGCUGCUCUUCCACUUAAUAGUUUAGCUUCAGAUUUAAAAAAAAAAAUAUAAUCCAUUAUUAUAUUAAAAUCUAAAAUGUGUGCAAUCAGAGAAUAUUUUCACUUUAACAUGUUUAAAGUAGAUACUUGAAUCCACAGUUAUAUUAACGAUUUGAGCAAAUGAAAACUCCGUAAAUAUUUGAUUUAUAUUUGGAGUCUAUGUCUAAAACUUGCUUGCUAUACAAAAAAAAAGAGACAGAUCAUAAAUCUAUUUUAUAUUCUCUUUGUGUGUAUUACCCAUAUAGCAAUCUGAUAGCUUUGGAUAAAGUUAUGAUGUGUGGAUAUUCUGGUGAGAUAAUAAGGGUGCUUAUACUUGCCACUCUACCUUAAGGACCUGAUACAACUCAGCGAGUCCACUAAUCCAUCCUGCCAUUUCCUCCUUACUGGCAAGUCUUCUGAAUUUUGCACCAACAAAUGUCAAUGUCGCCAUUUAAAUCAAGCACUGAUGUCAGCGGAACAUUUUCGAGAAGCAUUGAAUUUGAAAUGUAUGCGUCCCAGGUGGUGUCAUCCCUACGCCGUGACCUUUUAUAUUGUGAAGCAAAGAUUUGAGCUGAAUUCCUCCAUUAUUAAUCAACUGAUGGAGUUUAUUCAGGUGGGGAUGAUUAUGCAUGUGUCUGUCUCUGUUAGCGGGAUGGACCUUUAUCUUCUAUCCAGGUUCAACCGACGGAGAGGAUAAGUUAGACAAGCACUGAUCGGUCCGCGGACCUUUUUCGAUAUGAGUUGUCCAGACCUUGUGUGUGCGUGCGUGUGUGUGAGUGUGUGCGUGUGAGUGUGUGUACAAAACAGUUAGCACCUUUGUAAUGACUGGAUGUCAGAAAUGGUAACACUUUUCGUUGAGUGUUACGCCGUGGCACAGAAUCAGUUCAUCAGCUGCUUGUUACUCGUUUCAUUAAUAACGUCACAUUGACUGUGUUUACCUGACAAGCUUUGGUGUUGCAAUAUGAUAGUUAGGCACUGCUUUUAACAGUGGGUAUUUUAUAUUUUAUCACACCCUUUACUAUCUGUCUUCCUAUGAUGUGGAGAACACAUAUCUAUCCCGCAGUGUGAGCUAACUGCAACAUCUUUAGAAAGUACAGCAAUACACCAUAUUUAGCUGGUUUUGUUGGCUUGCUGAUAUUUUGAUAUUGAUGUGUCUUCUCAAAAUUGUAUGGCUUUUUUUUCACUCCCCCUACUUUUAUUUGUUUGCUUUGAAAAUGCUUUUUACAUAUUAUGAAAUCUAAAAAAAAAAAAAAAAAAGGAAAAAAAAAAGGUUGAAAAGAUUUGUAGACCACACAGAACAUUGUAGGCCUAUGUGUCGGCAUACACUGUUAUUUUAUCCAUUUUGAUGAUGCACAUAAAUCGAGCUUUUUUCAGUACACGAUGACAAACACAUUGAGAGAGUCCUUUAUUAUUAUCUAUUCAAUAUGGGACAACAAGGCAUAUGUAUGUGUGUUUGUUUCUGUAUUUAGUGCACUUACUAUACCAUGAAAUAGGCUUGAAAUAGGAGUGUUGUUGGAGCUUUCUAGUUACCCUGACUGUGUGUGGUGUGACUUUUGUACCUGGGGAAACAGCAGGCUCAAGCGUCUUCCCUUUGUCAGCAAUGUUAUUUCCAAAACCAAGGUAAAUCCUUAGACAUCCCCCCCUUAGUCAGCCUGAGAAUUCUACCCUUUUAUUUGGACAGCAGUGGUUCGUUUUGUAUGCUACCUACUUCACAAGCAGGAAAUGGGAUCCGCCUCUGUUGUCGGGGCCAUUGUGAUGAAGCUGUUGAGAUCGUUUUAAGAGAUGAUGUUGUAGCUCAUAACUGGUUAUGAUGUAUAGGUAACAGGUGAAAUGAGACUAAUGAUGUAUUAAAGAUUUCCAUAUCUGAAAUUAAGCUGUAUAGAACCUAACACAGGAGGCGUCGACACCUCCUUUGAGUCUGAACUGUUACAAUUUUUUCUCCCAAACUUGUUGUAUUACCUGUGCAUUAGUAUCCCUCAACUAAUUAAUAAAAGUUUG
Epinephelus moara (kelp grouper) is the source of this 7078-nucleotide messenger RNA. RefSeq names its product zinc finger protein 512B (gene znf512b). Gene Ontology annotation, molecular function: zinc ion binding. NCBI's taxonomy places the organism in Eukaryota, Metazoa, Chordata, Actinopteri, Perciformes, Serranidae. The transcript is spliced from 17 exons. The coding region runs from base 1106 to 3514 and encodes 802 amino acids. The record is from RefSeq and is a predicted model, not a curated record.